UGGAUGAUGGGAUCAUGGGAAUGCAUAUAGGGAUGCAAUCAUGAUGUGGGAAAAGAGUGUGAUGGGAUGCAUAGUAUGUAAUGAUGCGGGAAGGAAUAUGGUUCUUGAGGAAUAUAAGCGUUGGAAGGAUGGUGGAAAGAGCUGUUUUCAUCUGUAGCAGAGGGAGAAAUUGAUAUCGAAAGAAAGAGAGAGAGGGAGAGAUGAGGAAGGAGGUGAAGGAGACAACCAGCUUCAAGAGUGAAGAUGGUUCGGGAGCUUUAAACGGUGUUUCUGAUGAUUUAAACUAUCGCUCUCGAUUUUCUUCUCUCUUGGCCUCCACACACCGUGAUUUUCUGCUCUCUCCCACCGGACAACAGGUUAAAGUGUCGGAGCUGAAUGACAAGGUUAUUGGGCUUUACUUCUCAGCCAACUGGUACGCACCAUGUAGGAAAUUCACCCAAGUCCUGGCCGGCGCCUAUGAGCAACUCAAGAGCUGUGGCGCUGGCUUUGAGAUAGUGUUCGUAUCAUCUGACGAAGAUUCGGACGCUUUCGACAAUUUUCGAGCGUGCAUGCCAUGGCUUGCAGUUCCGUUUUCUGAUUUGGAGACAAAGAAAGCCUUGAACCGGAAGUUUGACAUUGAAGGUAUUCCUUGCUUAGUUAUAUUGCAACCUAAUGAUAAUAAGGAUGAAGCAACAUUGCACGAUGGGGUUGAACUCAUUUAUCGGUAUGGGGUCAAUGCAUUUCCAUUCACUAAAGUGAGGUUGGAGGAAUUGCGUAAGGAAGAGAGGGAGAAGCAUGAGAGCCAAACCCUACCCAAUUUACUAACAAACCACAAUAGAGAUUUUCUCUUGGGUCGUCCCACAGCUAAACAGGUGCCUAUUUCUUCUUUAAUAGGCAAGACAAUCGGACUCUACUUCUCAGCUCAAUGGUGUCUUCCAGGCGUGAAGUUCACUCCCAAACUGAUUUCCAUCUACCAGAAGAUAAAGCAAACGCUGGUGGAUGACAACGAGGAGGAUUUUGAAAUAGUUUUCGUGUCAAGUGACCGUGAUCAACCUUCAUUCGACUCCUACUUUGGCACCAUGCCAUGGCUAGCAGUGCCCUUUGGAGACCCAACCAUCAAAACCCUCACCAAGUACUUCGAUGUUCAGGGAAUUCCCUGUUUGGUUAUUCUGGGCCCGGACGGUAAAACCGUGACAAAGCAAGGGAGGUACCUUAUAAAUCUGUACCAAGAAAACGCCUACCCUUUCACCGAGGCUAAAUUGGAGCUGCUAGAGAAGCAAAUGGACGAAGAGGCUAAGAGCCUUCCUCGUUCGGAGUACCACGCAGGGCACCGCCACGAGCUCACUCUGGUGUCCGAAGGCACAGGAGGCGGACCCUUUAUCUGCUGUGACUGCGACGAGCAAGGCUUGGGGUGGGCGUACCAAUGCCUUGAAUGUGGGUAUGAGGUGCACCCCAAGUGCAUGAGAGUUGUGGACCGUGGCUCCACUCUGGAAAGGUGAUGGGGCUCUAGUUGUGCUGCUAAUCAAAUUGGGGGUGCUGUGCAUUUGUGGCUGUGGGGUUCCUUUUGUUAAUUAUAAUAGGUUUGGUUUCUCCGCUUUUCAUCAACUGUGUGGGUUAUAACUAGGAAUGUUCCUUAUACUGGCCUAAUGGAUGUCAAUGAAAGCUGAUGAAAUGUUUAAAAAUUCCCCCUUCAAUCAAAAAAUAUUAUACUAUGUAACAAAGCCUUAUUCUUUCCCAAUGUUACUCGAUAUUACCAGA
Vitis riparia (riverbank grape) is the source of this 1737-nucleotide messenger RNA. Its product is annotated as probable nucleoredoxin 2. The coding region runs from base 201 to 1478 and encodes 425 amino acids. Lineage: Eukaryota; Viridiplantae; Streptophyta; Magnoliopsida; Vitales; Vitaceae. The transcript is spliced from 3 exons. The record is from RefSeq and is a predicted model, not a curated record.